Molecule: messenger RNA, 471 nt
Organism: Penicillium manginii
Lineage: Eukaryota; Fungi; Ascomycota; Eurotiomycetes; Eurotiales; Aspergillaceae
Product: GNAT family N-acetyltransferase
Exons: 2
Coding region: 1-471 (156 amino acids)
Molecular function (GO): N-acetyltransferase activity
Source: RefSeq, a predicted model, not a curated record
AUGGCUUCAUCAGAGGAAUACAAAAUCACCAAACUCAAUAGCAAUGACUUCAACGAGUGGGCUGCUCUCUUUCGAGCUUAUAUCGAUUUCUACGAAACCACAAUUCCCGAGGAGCAAUACCGCAAGACCUUUGAACGAAUAAUUGAUACCAAGUCUGACCUCUACGGGUUGGCAAUGAGACGGCAGCAAGACGGAUCCAGCGAUGGAAAAAUGAUUGCGAUUGCACACUUCUUCCCUCAACAAACCCCGUGGAGUGAGAAAAAUAUUAUGCUAUUGAACGAUCUCUUCGUAGACCCAGCAAUUAGAGGAAAAGGCCUGGGUCGCAAGGUGAUCCAGGCUGUGGCAGACAUCUCGAAAGAAAUGGGAUGCCUUCGACUUCAAUGGCUCACGAAACAUGAUAAUCUUACUGCCCGUCGCCUCUAUGAUACGAUGGCAGACGCGUCGUUCGUUCAGUAUCGCAUGGGAAUUUGA